This is a messenger RNA of Trichomonas vaginalis G3, 5034 nucleotides long. Its product is annotated as structural maintenance of chromosomes protein 2 family. Lineage: Eukaryota; Parabasalia; Trichomonadida; Trichomonadidae. Bases 1 to 5034 code for a protein of 1677 amino acids. The transcript has a single exon. The record is from RefSeq and is a predicted model, not a curated record.
AUGGAAUCUCCUGCGAGCACCCUGCAAGCCUCUCCAGCCAAAGCUGAUAUAGAUACUAUGAGAAAGAUGCUUAGAGUGCUAAAAGAAAAGAAUGAUAAACACAAAGCGCAACUUAAGCAGUCAAUCACAAAUACACAAAUCUUAACAAAUGAAUUAAACAAAGUUAACACAGAAAAGCAAUCUUUACAUGAUCAACUCACUGAAUGUAAGGAACGUUUGGCUCUUAAAGAAAAUCAGAUCGUACAAAUUAAUCAAUUAUAUGCUCAAGCCGAAACAGAUCUUAAAAAUCUUCAACAUUCUAACGCCGAGUUAGUACAAGCAUUCAAUGAAGAGAGAAUGAAAAUGAAAAAAGAAAAUGCAGAAUUAACUACACAAUUAAAGAAGGCAGAGAAAAACAACAUGGAUUUAUCAAACGAUCUUUCAACUUUGAUAGAGAAUACUCAUGAUGAAUCAGAGAAAAUUGAGGAUUUGCAAGAAAAAGUCAAAGAACUCGAAACAUUAAAGAAGCAAUUAGAAGAAAGCGAGAAAGUGAUACUAGAGGAAGGUGAAAAGAACCAACUUUUGGAAAAUGAAACAAAUAAUCUAAAACAACAAUUAUCAAAUUCUAAAAACAAUUCAGAUCUACAAAAUGCAAUGGAUGAGCUUAUUUCAAUGAAUGAAGAAUUAACAAGUAAAAAUGAACAACUUCAGAAACAAAUCCAAGAAUUUAACUCAAAAUCGUCAACAAAUGAUGAAGCUGCAAUUACAACACUUUCAAAUGAAAAUAUCUCGCUAAGUAAUCAAAUUACAGAAAGAGAUGCAACAAUUGAAGAACUUUUACAAAAAAUUGAAUCAAUUCAAAGCGAAUUAGAUUCUAAACAAAAGGAGUUACAACAAUUACAAGAAAAUAAUGCCAAUUUACAGAGUUCAAAUGAUUCAGAAAAAGAUUCAAUGAUUGAAGAUUUAAUUCGCAAAACUGAUGAACUUCAAAAGGAAAUUGGGCUAAAGUCAGAAGAAUUAUCAACAACCAAGAAGGAUUACGAGUCAAAACUUCAAAAUUUGGAGUCAAAAUUAUCUGAACUUCAAAUUUCAAUGGAUUCCAAGACAAAAGAAGUAAGUGACUUACAAUCACAACUUCAGCUCAAAGAAAACGCAAUUUCUGAAAGUUCUAACGCAACUACUCAAAUUUCAUCUGAACUUGAAAGAUUAAAUGGCAUAGUUUUGAGAAACAAUGAACUAAUCCAACAAAAGGAUACUGAAAUUACAAAGACCAAACAAGAACUUGAAGAUUUGCAAAAAUUGAACGACAAAUUAAAGUCAAAGAUCAAUGAAUUGACAGAAACUAACAAUAAACUAGUAUCUGAUCUGAGUGAGCUCCAACAGAUGUCAAAGGAAACAGAAGAAAAAUUAAAAUCAGAAAUUGAAAGUAUCCAAAGCCAGUUAAACCAAACUAAUGUCAUGUUGAAAGAAAAAGAAGGAAGCCAGAUUCAAUUUGAUUCACAAAUUUCUGAAAUUCAGAAAAGAUAUAAUGAUAUUGAGGUGCAACUUAAAGAAAAACUUGAAGCAAAUACUUCACUGAUGAAUCAAGUUGAAGAAUUAUCAAAUAAAGUUGAAUAUUAUGAGAAACAAAACUUUGAAAAGCGAAAUCAAGAAUUAGAAGCUAAUUUAUCGGCCAUUACCUCAGAAUAUCAAUCAUACAAGUCUCAAUCCGAACAAAAGAUCCUUGACAUUCAACAAAAGCUUGAUAAAACAAAUAAUAAUCUUGAAAAGCUUCAGAAAGACCAUGAAACAUCAAAAGAUGAGUACCAUAAUGAGUUAAAUGAAAAGGAAGCUCUAAUAUCUUCACUCAAAGAAGAAAAUUCUUCAAUUAAUCAGAGACUCCAACAGAUAUCUAAUGAAAACAAAGAAUUGAUGAGCCAAAUCAAUAGCCAAUUAAGUGGUGAAGAGAAAUCAAAGCAAAUCAUUGAGCAAUUGACCAACGAAAAGAAUAAACAAAUUCAAGAGCUUCAAAACAAGGUCAAUUCUCUAAACCAACAGAGGAAUAAUGAUAAGCAAGCUCUUAAGACCCGUGCUGUAGAGUUCUUUAAGAAUGAAAAGCAACAAUUUGAUCAAAUAUUAAAUAUAAUUUCAGAAAAAGAGCAGAAACUUGGCCAAAUGUCCGAGCAAAUGGCGAAAAAGCUAAUACUUGUUAGGAGAUUACAAGAAUAUUCCAUAGAAACAGAGAAACUCAAAGAUGAAGUCACAUCUCAACUUGAUAUAGUCCAACAGAAGGUGAAGGAACUUAACCAGAUUGUAGAAAAUGAUGAUGCAACGAACAAACAGAUUUUAGAAGAAAAAGAACAAAUUAUUUCCGAAUUAGAGCAAAAGAUCGAAGAACUCGAGUCAGCAAACGAAGAACUAGGCAAUUCGAUCAAUGAGAAAGAAGAAGACAUCAAUAAUCUUAAUACAAAACUAAAUGAAAUCCAAAAUCAAAUUUCACAGAAAGACAGUGAAGAAAACAAUGAAAUAACGAAACUGAAGGAUGAAAACAGGACUCAACUUGAGAAAAUAAACAAUUUGGAGAAAGAAAAAGAAAAUCUUCAAAUUUCUGUUUCUCAAGUCAAGAAACAGUUGGAAGAACAACUGGAUUCUAUGAGCGCUCAAUCAAACCAACAAGUUCAGACUUAUAUUGAUCAAAUUAAAUCUCAAAAUGAGAAAAUAAAUAAUUUGGACCGGGAAAUCUCCGAAUAUAAGCAGAAGAACGAAGAAUUACAAAACAGUCUUGAUGGCAAUCAGAAAUCUUACGAAGAGGAACUUUCUUCUCUGAAAAUCCAAUUAUCAAAAUUAAAUUCAGAGAAAGAAACAUUUUCCAAUGAAAUUAAUGAACUUAAGCAUGAUAUUGCCAAUAAAGAUGACCAAAUUUCUUUGAAAGAGAAAGAAAUUCAAAAAAUUGAAAAUGAAAAUUUGGUUUUGAGUCAAAAUUUGACAGAAAUGAAAGAAAAAUUGAAUCAGUCAUCAGAAGAACUUACCAAAUUAAGAAACGAAUACAAUAAUUCUGUCAUUGAAUAUCAAAAUCAAAUUUCUGCUCUAAAAAGUGAAAAAGAAGGUAAACAGAUGGAAAAUAACGAAAAUGUGAAACAACUACAGUCAGAAAAAGAAGAAUUAAUUAAGAAAUUCACGAAUCUCGAAGAAGAGAAGAAUAAAUUGUCCAAAUCUAUGGAGAAGAAGCUCCAAGACUAUGCAGAACAAAUGGCCGCAUCACAAGACACAAUUUCCUUGUUGGAACAGCAAAAACAAAACUUGGAAAAAGUUUCUCAAGAAAAAAUCCAAGAAAUGAAGCAAAAAUGCAUCAAUUUAGUGGAAUCAGAACGAAAGAAACAUGAAGAAGAGAUUGAAAAGCUUAAAAACCUUGUUCAAGCUAAAUCUGAUGAACAAACAAAGAAAUCUUUGGAAAAUAUUCAAAAUCUUCAAUCAAAACUUGAAGAAAGCAACAAAACAAUAGAGAAUCUUUCAUCACAAAUCAAAGAAAAGGAUGAAAACUCUCUAAAUCUUCAGCAAAAAUUAAAUUCCGAAAUUCAAAAUCUAAAUUCGAGAAUUUCUGAAUUAAAUGAAGAGAAAACAACUUUAUCACAAUCAUUAUCUACUUGUCAAUCAGAGAAUUCCAAAUUAAAUGAAGAAAUUCUCAAAUUAAAACAAAAUAAUUUGAAUUAUGACAAAACCUUAAAUUCAAUUGUUUCCAAGAACAACAAGUUAUUAGAAACUAUUUCUUUGUCGUUUGAGAACUCUUUGGUGAAAUUAAAUUCAAAUAUUAUGAAAUUAAUUUCGAAAUUAAAAACAAAAGUUAAUGAAAUCGCUGAUCAAAAGCGCGCAGUGAUGGAGAUCAUGGCAAACUCUGUUUCCGCGAGAGAAGAAGAGUUCGACAAGAUUGCAGACAAAAAAGAAGAAAUUAGAAAUGAAUCAAUAAAACUAAAUCAAAUGAAAGAAGAAAAUGAAAAGACAUUACAAGAACUAAACAUUAAAUUAAGGGAUUACGAAUCUAUUAAAAGAGAUUACGAGUCAUUAAUGAGUUCUCUGAAUGCAAAGAAAUCCGAAAUCGAACAAAAAGAAAAAGAAUUAAGUGAAAAAGAAAAAAUAAAUGAUGAAAAAUUGACAGAAUUAAGUGUUGCAGAAAAGAAAGCUUUGAUGUUGCAAAGGACUAUUGAAAUGGAUAGAACACAAUAUGACAUGGAAGGAGAGAAUAUAAGAAGAGCAAAGAACGAAUUGGAAAAGAGAAGACAUCAAUUCGCUUUGGAAGUUGCUCAACAUAGAAUUGAAUAUGAAGAAUUCAAUGAAAAGAAGAAAGAUAUUGAACAAAUGAAUGAAAAGGCAACAAAGAAAUUGCAAAAAGCAGAAUUAUUGAAGCAAGAAAAUGAAAACAAACUAAAGGAAAUUGCUCAAAAUGUUUCAGAAGCAAAACAAACAAUGUUAGAUGCAGAAAAAAUUAAACAAAAUGCUGAUGAAAGAGAAAAAUUCUUGAAACAAGAAGAAGAAAGAAUUUCUAAUCUGUCGAAAGAUGCGGAAUUCAAUACACAAAAGGCAAAUGAUAUAAUGCAUAAAGCUGAAGAUAAAUUGGCUAUGAAUGAAAAGAAAGAAAAAGAAAUUGAACAAAAAAUGUCAGAAGUUGAGAAAAUUUUAAGAAUGAAGAAAGACCUUGAAGAAAAGAGUCUGCAAAUGAGUAAUAAAGAAAAGGAAAUUGUUCAAAUGAUGGAUCAAGUUAAAUCUAAACUAAAUGUUGUUGAACAAGCUCAAAAUGUUAAAAAUGAAAAUGAAAAUCUCAAGAAACAAAAUGAUGAAAAAGAUAAGAAGAUUUCGGAAUUAAAUCAUAAGCUGAAAAUAGCAAUUUCUAAGAUUAAAAGUGACCAAAAGAAGCAAAACGAAAAUGGAAUAAGCGAAGUGUUGAGAAGAUCUUUCUUGAUGUUUGUUGCUCAGGAUUGGCAACACAGAGAACAAAUGUUGCCUGGAAUUUUGUCGCUCUUGGACUGCACAGACCAGGAAAGAUUGUAUGCAAUCAAUACAUGGAAAUCUCGCGGGCACUAA